Molecule: messenger RNA, 2321 nt
Organism: Calliphora vicina (urban bluebottle blowfly)
Lineage: Eukaryota; Metazoa; Arthropoda; Insecta; Diptera; Calliphoridae
Exons: 1
Coding region: 182-1138 (318 amino acids)
Source: RefSeq, a predicted model, not a curated record
UCAAAAAACAAUCAAAACUAUUUUAAAAGUCAAAAUUAAAACCAAACAAAAAUACCAAAAAAUAAAAUAUCUGAUAAUAAAGUAUCUGAUAAGUUUUUGUGAAAAAAGUAAAUAAUUUGUUUAAUAAAACAAGAAAAUUAAAUAAAACCAAAUUUAUAUAAAAAAAAAAGAGAAAAUCAAAAUGAGCCAAGCAGUUGUAUGUAAUCAAUGUAAAAAAGACAUAACAACAACAAACUACGUAAAAUGUUACAAUUGUAACUCGAACUACCAUUUCUCAACGUGCUCCCCGCUUUCUGAGAGUACAUACUUAGGAAUGUAUGGUGAGAGGAAAACUUCAUGGAAGUGUCACUUAUGCAAACCAAGAAGCCGAUCUCCAAAUACACUUUAUCAAGCUGUUGUUUUUGACGAUAAAAACAACAAAAAACAAGCAAGAACCGACGAUGAAGAGAAUGCAGAAGUUGAUCAAUCCAAAAAAUUUAAGGAAACUAUGUCAUUGACCUCUGUCAAUAAUAAAAUAUGUUCUGUCCAAUCUGAUGUCAAAGAUUUGGCAAAAACAAUUGGAGAGCUCUCAGCAAACGUUAACACGUUAAGUGUACAAAUUAAAGAAGACAUCCACCUUGCUCUCACAACAAUAACAAAUACAAUUACAUCUCUAGUUUCUCAAGUAAAAGAUCUUAAUGAGAAAGACAAACAAAGAGAUACACAAAUCAGCGCAAUGGAAACACGCAUAAACAAAUUAGAACAACAAACUAUCAACAAAAAUAUAGAAAUAAAAAAUAUUCAAAAUAAACAAAUCUCCGAGUUUGAUGUUGUUAAAACCAUUGGAGCAUCAAUUAAUGUUGAAAUAAGAGAGGAAGACAUAAGCAAAGCAUAUCGUUUAAAAAAGCAAGACGAUAAGGUGAUUGUAGAAUUUUCUACACUGAACAAAAAAGAUGAUAAUAAAUAUAUAUACAUAAACGAUCAACUAACGUUCAACAACCGUCGUCUUCUAUGGCUAGCUAAAACUAAAGCAAAAGAGGCAAAAUGGAAAUAUGUAUGGGUACGCAACGGAAAUAUUUUUGCACGCAAAACUGAAAAUUCUCCCUUAUUUGUCAUCAAUAAUGCCGCGGAUAUCGAAUCCAUUAAUAACUCUAUGUAAACUAAACACACAAUCCUUAUACAUAUGUUAACUGUUUUAAAUAAAAUAAUGAAUAAUAAUAAAAAACAAACUUUAACUACUUUUAAUCAAAUUAAUAAAGACUUCUUAAGUUAUCCCAUAUCCCUAAUAUACACGAACAUACGCUCGCUAAGACUCAACUUUACUUCUUUUCUGGCAACAAUAAAUAAUAUAAUAACCCAAAUUAAAUUCAUUAUCUUAGUUGAAACCAAUAUAACUGAUAAUGAAAACAUUUUUUACAAUGUAAGAGGUUUUAACGCAGUCUUUUUCAACAGAGUAAACAGAGGAGGAGGAAUUGCUGUGUACAUUGCAGAAGAUUUAAAUUUUACUGAAAUCUCCCUAGAAUCUAUCUCUUUUGAAAUCAUACAAAUAGAUGUAAAUAUUAACAACAAAAUAAUUUCUUUACUUUCCGUUUAUCGUCCCCCACACGAAAAUACUACAUCGUUUGUCAACGAACUUGAUACAAUCAUAAAUAAUAUAAAGAAAAAACAAGAGAUUAUACUAGUGGGAGAUAUAAAUAUAGACAUAUUAAGAGAAAACAUUACAACAACAACAUAUCUUAAUAUGAUAAUGUGUAAUGGACUGCAAUGUAUGAUAAACGAGAGUACACGUGAAGAUAUCCAAAAAAACACAAGAACGUGCAUCCAUCAUCUCUUUAUAAGAAACAAUAAAGCAACAACAAAAGCAUAUGCUCUAAUAAUAACAACAAACAUAUCUGACCACUACUCUCUAUAUUGUUGUAUAAAUGAAGAAGUAAACAACCAGAGUGUGCUAACCACAACUAGCUUGGGGCCACAAUUUAAUAAUUUUAAAAUUAAUAAACAAAUCCAAGAUACAAAUUGGAAUUCAAUAGCUCGACAAAUAUCAAAUACAAAUGAUCUUUACAACAAAAUGUAUGAAAUAUUCGAUGAAAUAUAUAAAAAAUCAAGUAAAAAAUCAAAAACUAGUAAAAAAAGAUCGAUAAAUCCGUGGAUUAGUGAAGAAAUUGUUAAAUAUUGUGAUACGCGGGAUAAACUUUUUAAAAAAUGGAGAAAUAAUCCAAAAAACAAAAUAUAUGAACAAGAAUAUAAAACAUUUAGAAAUUUAUUAAACAAAAAAAUAAUUUAUGAAAAAAACAAUUAUUAUAGAAAUAAAUUUGUUGAAAACGGAAACGAUAUACGCGCUA